This is a messenger RNA of Cucurbitaria berberidis CBS 394.84, 423 nucleotides long. RefSeq lists its product as uncharacterized. The record is from RefSeq and is a predicted model, not a curated record. The transcript has 2 exons. The annotation marks the transcript as partial. Lineage: Eukaryota; Fungi; Ascomycota; Dothideomycetes; Pleosporales; Cucurbitariaceae.
CUCAAAAUGACCAAACCGUGGGCAAAUACACCUUUCGAGCUUCUCCCUAUUCCUGGAACGCCAGGCACGCAAUCAUGUACCAACCCCGGCAUAAUGUCCGUCGUAAUCGAAAUGGCAAACGUCCAUAAUAUGCUCCUCCGGGGCCUGAACUCGAUCUACCUGCAAGCCCCCAAGAUUACCCAACCAACAGAUAUAGCAGACUUGAUGCUGUACAUCAAAGCUUGGGCGGACACAGUACACAUCCACCACUCGCACGAAGAACUCGUGUUGUUUCCCCGGCUCGAGGAGCUAGCGAAAGAAGCCAGGGUGGCAGAAGGGUUGAUGGAUCCGAAUGUAGACCAGCAUCACUUGUUUGAGCCAAAGUUAGCGGAGACAGCUGCGUAUGUCCAGGAGAUCAUGGACGGGAAGAAUCACUUUGACAGU